Messenger RNA from Chlamydomonas reinhardtii, 3928 nucleotides. RefSeq lists its product as uncharacterized. The coding region runs from base 228 to 3128 and encodes 966 amino acids. Gene Ontology annotation, biological process: intra-Golgi vesicle-mediated transport; intracellular protein transport; endoplasmic reticulum to Golgi vesicle-mediated transport. Lineage: Eukaryota; Viridiplantae; Chlorophyta; Chlorophyceae; Chlamydomonadales; Chlamydomonadaceae. The record is from RefSeq and is a predicted model, not a curated record. Gene Ontology annotation, molecular function: structural molecule activity. The transcript has 23 exons. Gene Ontology annotation, cellular component: cytoplasm; COPI vesicle coat.
GCAUCGCACUCGCUGUUCCAGACGCAGGCUCGCUGAGACACACCUACUUUUGUGGUACUGUGCUAGCAAAUAGUUAGCCCCACACCGCAGAAUAUUUCGGGGCCCGACUAGCGAUCGUCGACCGAAGCAAUUUGCUUGGGCACAACUGCGGCCCUUACUCCUUAACCAGUAGGAAUUUGGCGAUUUCCACCUUGAGUUUUGACCGUGGCCAAUAGGGAGCAGCAACCAUGGCGAACGCGGUCGAGCGCAGCUGCACCAUGCUUGUCUAUAACGACAAGCAGGCCUCUGCCAGCGAAAUCAGGGAGGCUCUUGAGGGCAAUGACCCGUUGGCGAAGCAGGCGGCCAUGAAGAAGGCGGUGUCGCUGCUGCUUGCGGGCGAGCAGCUCCCAGCUCUCUUCAUUACCAUCGUGCGCUACGUGCUGCCCUCGGAGGACCACAUGGUGCAGAAGCUGUUGCUAUUGUAUCUGGAGGCGAUUGAGAAGACGGACGCGUCGGGCAAGCUGCUGCCGGAGAUGAUUCUGAUUUGCCAGAACCUGCGCAACAACCUGCAGCACCCCAAUGAGUACAUUCGCGGUGUGACGCUCAGGUUUCUGUGCCGCAUCAAGGAGGAGGAGAUCCUGGAGCCGCUGGUGCCCUCCAUCCUGGCCAACCUGGAACACCGCCACAGCUACGUGCGCCGCAAUGCCGUGCUGGCCAUCAACUCCAUCUACAAGCUGCCCAAGGGUGAGCUGCUGAUGCCGGACGCUCCGGAGACCAUCGAGCGGCUGCUGCGCCAGGAGCAGGACCUGUCUGCGCGGCGCAACUGCCUGGCCAUGCUGACCAACCACGCCACCGACCGCGCCAUCCGCUACCUGCUGGACAGCGCCGACCAGCUGGGCAGCUGGGGCGACCUGCUGCAGCUGUCCGCGCUGGACCUCAUCCGCAAGGCCUGCCGCUCCUCGCCCGCGGAGAAGGGCAAGUUCAUCAAGACCAUCCUGGUGCUGCUGCAGUCGCCCAGCCCCGCCGUCAUGUACGAGUGCGCCGUCACGCUGACCAGCCUGUCGUCCGCGCCCUCCGCCGUGCGCGCCGCCGCCAACUGCUUCUGCACGCUGCUGGCCAGCCACUCCGACAACAACGUCAAGCUGAUCGUGCUGGACCGGCUGCAGGAGCUUAAGGAGAAGCACCGCGAGGUGAUGACGGAGGUGGUGAUGGACACGUUGCGCGCGCUGUCCUCGCCCAGCCUGGACAUCCGCAAGAAGACACUGGACAUCAGCCUGGACCUCAUUACUGCCCGCAACAUCGACGAGGUGGUGGGCGUGCUGAAGAAGGAGGUGGUCAAGACGCAGAACAAGGAGUACGACAAGGCCGGCGAGUACCGCCAGAUGCUGGUGCAGGCCAUCCACAGCUGCGCGGUGAAGUUCCCCGAGGUGGCGGGCAACGUGGUGCACGUGCUCAUGGACUUCCUGGGCGACGCCAACACCGCCUCGGCGCUGGACGUGAUCUUCUUUGUGCGCGAGAUCAUGGAGACCAACGCGCGCCUGCGCCCCAACGUGCUGGAGCGCCUGCAUACCAUCUUCUACCAGAUCCGCUCCAGCCGGGUGGUCAGCUGCGCGCUGUGGAUCAUGGGCGAGUACUGCGCCACCACCUCGGAGAUCGUGGCGGCGCUGGCCACUCUGAAGGAGGCGCUGGGGCCCGUGCCCUUCCUGGCUGAGCCCACAGAGGACGAGGCUGCUGCCCCCGCCGCCGGCUCGAGCGCCGCCGCCGCGGCACCCACCGCGACGGUCGGCUCCAAGCGGCCCGCGGUGCUGGCGGACGGCACCUACGCCACGCAGAGCGCCGUGGCUGAGGUGAGCUCCGCCUCGGCGCUGGCGGCCACGGGCGCCGGCUCCGGCCCCAACCUGCGCGCGCUGCUGCUGGCGGGCGACUUCUUCCUGGGCGGCGUGGUGGCGGGCACGCAGGUCAAGCUGCUGCUGCGGCUCAAGGCGCUCAAGGAGACGCCGGGCCCCCAGCUGAACGCCUACACCGCGGAGGCGAUGCAGUACGUGGUGGCCACGCUGCGCCUGGGCGAGGCGGCGGGCGCCACGCCCACGCCGCUGGACGCCGACAGCCGCGACCGCAUGAUGCUGUGCCUGCGCGUGCUGGCAGGGCAGGACACCUGGUCCAACGAGGUGUGGCUGGCGGACUGCCGCGCCGCGUUCGCGAGCCUGACGCACGAGAAGCAGCGCGAGGCCAACGCGCGCAAGGCCAGCGCCCAGGCGCGCGCCGCCGUACAGCCGGACGACCUCAUCGACUUCCAGGUGCUCAAGAACCGCAAGGGCCUGUCGCAGCUGGAAGUGGAGGACGAGGUCACGUCCGACCUGGCGCGCGCCACGGGGUACGCCGAGGCCGCCGCCGCCGCCUCUAGCCGCCUCAACCGCGUCCUGCAGCUGACGGGUCUGUCCGACCCCGUGUACGCCGAGGCGGUGGUGACGGUGCACCAGUACGACAUCGUGCUGGACGUGACCGUCACCAACAGGACGGCGGAGACGAUGCAGGCGCUGUGCCUGGAGCUGGCCACCAUGGGCGACCUCAAGCUGGUGGAGCGGCCGCAGAACUACACGCUGGCGCCCGGGGACACAAAGCUCAUCCGCGCCAACAUCAAGGUCUCAUCCACCGAGACCGGCGUCAUCUUCGGCAACAUCGUGUACGAGGGCACUGGGUAUGCGGAGCGCAGUGUGGUGGUGCUCAACGACAUCCACAUCGACAUCAUGGACUACAUUUCGCCCGCCUACUGCGCCGACGUGCAGUUCCGCAACAUGUGGGCUGAGUUCGAGUGGGAGAACAAGGUGGCCAUCGCCACCAGCUUCAACGACGUGGCGGCGUUCCUGCAGCACAUCAUCGCCACCACCAACAUGAAGUGCCUCACGCCGCCCUCCGCGCUAGAGGGCGAGUGCGGCUACCUGGCCGCCAACCUGUACGCCAAGUCGGUGUUCGGCGAGGACGCGCUGGUCAACGUGUCGGUGGAGAAGACGGCGGGCGGGCCGGACGGCGCGGGCGGCCGCCUGGUGGGCUACAUCCGCAUCCGCUCCAAGACGCAGGGCAUCGCGCUCUCGCUGGGCGACAAGAUCACGCUCAUGCAGAAGGCGCCGCCCGCCACCGCCGCCGCGUGAGGCGCCUCGGCCGCGUGAGGCGCCUCGGCCGCGUGAGGCGCCUCGGCUGAGUCAGGCCGCCUCGGCAGCUGAGGGCGCCUGGGCCCCCUCGGCAGCAGAGGCUGCCUGGGCCGCUUGAGGCCGCCGCCGCGGAAGGCUGUGACGGCAGUGUGCGCGUUGGAGGAAAGAGGGCAGAUGUGGGCCGAAGGAGGAGGAGGAGGAACAGGGCGGUGUGCAGGGUGCGCUGGUAAGAGGGAUGCGGAAGGCGCGCUGCGUGCGUAGCAGCGGGUUUGAAGGAGGGAGCAGGCGGUCGCGGAGCGUGUGGAUCAGGCGGGUGCGUGGGGCGGUCGCUGCUUGCUGGGCAUGUGACAAGGAACUGGAGGGGGGUGUGACUAGGGUUCAGCCGAAGCAGGGGCCGUUGGCAACCAGCCAACCACAGAUGAAGGGCAGGCCCAACGCGGAUAGCGCACUGGGGCCGGCAACUAGGCGCGAUUGUGGAGUAGCGGGGUAGGGCGUGUGGAGGGUCCACGUAGGUUUUGACACGGAGGAGGCGUUAGGGUGCCCUGCCUACGUAUGUCUGGAUGGGUGGAAUCUAUCGGUGUGCAUGCUUGAGUGGAAUGGCACCUUCCUGGUCAGCCUGUAGCAGAAGAGACCGGUCGGGCGACAAAAGCGCGGACAUGCUGGGUAUGGAUGUGGCCUCAUUUUGUGGAGGGCAAGUCUGGACAGUGUAUGCAAGCCCCCACACGUUCAAUGAUGGCAUGCACGACAUUAGGUAAGUAGGUUUGACCCCGUGCCUGUGCUGCCUGUAAGGCUUUCACGCA